UUUAGUAAUCCCACGACGUGUAUAUCUUACGAUGAAAUUUGAGGCGCCCCCUACUUCCUGUAACCAUCGAAACAUUUUCGCAAAAUCUUUCUAUUUGUGAAACUAGAAGUUAUUCUUUGGAUAUCAUUAUUUUUAUUGUAAAAAACACUUCAUUGCCAUCACCAUGUAUUUGCACUAGAAGUUUAGAGAAUAGAAAAGCAGAGAAAUCCUUGCAACUGGUUCACUGUGAAAGUAUUUCAACAACAAAUGAGGAAUGGGUCAGACAUUAUCAGAACCAGUUACCACAAAGGAGACAUCAUGCUGCCAGAACAAUCAAGUGAAAGUUGGUGUUUCAUGCAUGCAGGGAUGGAGAAUAAAUAUGGAGGAUGCUCACUGUCAGCUGUUGUCAUUACCUGGAGACAAAGAUGCCAUGUUUUUUGCAGUAUUUGAUGGGCACGGAGAAGACCAACAAACAAAUCCCAAAGAUGUGAAAAACACUCGUGGAGCAAAGGUGGCACAGUAUGCUAGCAAUAAUCUUUACAAGAAAAUUAUUAUGCAACCAGGUUAUGCACAAAACCGUAUUGCAGAGGCUCUCAAGGGAGGAUUCCUACAGUUGGAUCAUGAUAUGACCCAAGAUGAAACAAUGAAAGAUGAACUGGCAGGGACUACAGCUAUUUCAGUGCUCAUAAAAAACAAGAGAUUAUAUUGUGCGAAUGUAGGAGAUUCUAGAGCUGUAGCUAGUGUAAGGGGUCGUGCUGAUGUACUGUCACAUGAUCAUAAACCCGGUAACGAGGCAGAGACAAGGAGAAUCAUUGCUGCUGGUGGCUGGGUCGAAUUUAACAGAGUUAAUGGUAACCUGGCUUUAUCAAGAGCCUUAGGUGAUUUUGUCUUUAAGAAAAAUGAUAAAAAGGGACCAGAUGAACAAAUAGUGACAGCUUACCCCGAUGUACAAGAGAGGGCAUUGACAAAUGAUUAUGAAUUCAUAGUACUUGCAUGUGAUGGUAUAUGGGAUGUAUUAACCAAUCAAGAAGUUAUUGACUUUAUAAGAGCAAGAAUAGCCCAUAGAAUGGAACCAGAAACUAUUUGUGAAGAACUGAUGGCACGAUGUUUAGCACCAGACUGUCAGAUGGGAGGCCUGGGGUGCGACAACAUGACUGUGUGUAUAGUUUGUUUACUACACGAUCGAGCAUAUGAGGACUUGAUUCGUCGGUGCUCACAGCCCAGUAUAGGUGGGCCUGUACCACACCUCAGUAAUUAUAACAUGGAUCUAAAAUAGCUAACUCUCCAAUCUUUACAAGUCUGUUCUCCGUGCUCUGCGAUUGUAUAACAAAGAUGGGCUCUUUGUAAAUAUAACAACAGGAUGUGUGAUAAUAUUUUAGAUUUUUUCCGGCAGUUACAUGUAUAUACACAUGAACAGAAAUUGGACAACAAAUUUUAUAGAUGGAUUAAUAACGUUCUUGAUCCAAGAAAGAUGAAAGAAAUCCUUCAAGUCAUAAUAUUUAGUGUUAAAAAUGUUGUUUGUUACAGUGUGUAUUACAGAAUUAUUUCUGUUACUGUUAACUUUGCUAUGGUUUGAGGCAUAUAUUUUUAUCAAAGCUAUUUAUGUUCUUAUAUUUUUACUGUUAUUUAAUACACAAAUGCUCUAUGCAGUUAAAUGCUGGGGAUAUACGGGGACAUAAGGGGAAAUAGUAAAAAUUAAACUAGUCUUAACUAAUUCAUUCAAACGUUCUAAGAAAUUAAUCAAGAAGAGACAAAUAUGAAAGGAUUCCAUGUUUCUGUAUGUAUUUUUUAUUAUUUCAGACUAUUGCACAGCAUACAGGUAAUUAACUGAAUAAAUUGUUGAUAUAUUGACAGUGUACUCUAAUGUUAUAAAUAUUUUAAUAUGUAAGAUUUUAUUGUUGAUUGUUUUUUGUUGUUGAGCCAUGGACUAAGUCUCAAUAAUACAUUGUGACUGUUAAAAUUUAUUGUUAUAAUAUUUUUAACAUAUUGGAUAGAUUGUGUAAUAAAAUUUCAUAUACUAUAUGUACAUUUUUGUAUUUCAUCGUUUCAUAGUGAAACUUUUGUAUUGUUUUUAUCUUGAAAGGUAUUAAGAUAUAAAAUUUUCAUUAUGAAAUAUAAGAAAAUAUGUAAAUAAGUUUAGUUAUCUGUCUCAGUGUGUGUUAGAGUGAAGUGUUGGAUUUUAUUUAAGUUGAUUUAUUUUUUAGGUGUGAGUUGAAAUUUUGUUAUACAUGUAAUUAAUUGGCGAUGAAAAGAAAAAAAUACUUCUUUAUAGGUUCUGCAUAUACAUGUUUUCUCAUUUUGUAACGGACAAGAUAAUGGUUGGGUAAUUUUUUAUUUUUUUUUAUUGAAUAACAAAGGUCAUUUAAGGGUUAAUGAUAAUCUAGUGUAUUUUAUGACCAUCAAGCAAUUAAGAGAGAUUGGCAGUUUAGUCUUUACUGGUGUCACCUCAUAAAACACUGGUACCAGUUAUUACAGGAAGUUCAUUCUGUAGAGGUUAAAGUUCACACUAUAGAGGUUAAAGUUCACUCUGUAGAGGUUAAAGUUCACACUAUAGAGGUUAAAGUUCACACUAUAGAGGUUAAAGUUCACACUAUAGAGGUUAAAGUUCACACUAUAGAGGUUAAAGUUCACACUAUAGAGGUUAAAGUUCACUCUGUAGAGGUUAAAGUUCACACUAUAGAGGUUAAAGUUCACACUAUAGAGGUUAAAGUUCACACUAUAGAGGUUGAAGUUCACACUAUAGAGGUUAAAGUUCACACUAUAGAGGUUAAAGUUCACACUAUAGAGGUUGAAGUUCACUCUAUAGAGGUUAAAGUUCACACUAUAGAGGUUGAAGUUCACUCUAUAGAGGUUAAAGUUCAUUGCGUAGAUGUUGAAAUUCACUCUGUAAAGGUUGAAAUUCACUAUAAGAUUAAAUUUUAUUCUGUAGAGAUAAAAGUUCACUCAGUUGAGGUUAAAAUUCACUCAGUAGAGGUUAAAGUUCACUCUGUAGAGGUUAAAGUUAGCACUGUAGAGGUUAAAGUUAGCACAAAGCUUUCAUCUCAAGAUAAAGUUAAUUGGUUCAAACUUCAUUUAUCAGUGUUGUUUAAAAAUCGUUGACAUACCUGUGAAACAAAGUGAGUUUGCUUUUUUAAAUGUUCAAAUGUAUAUAUAACAGAGAAAGAUGAUUAAAUAGUAAGAAAUUCCGAGGCCAGUCUGUUAUUCGGUGGUAUUGUGUGCAAGAUGUCUAUAUGACUGUAUCCUUUCAUGGUUUAAACAAGUGUACUGCAUUUUAUAAAACUAUUGAUUUUGUGUAGUAUAUUGCUUAAAUUUUCUUUUUAGGUGUAGAAAUGUUUUGAAAGAAAUGGCACAUUUUUUUGCAUCAAUUUUUUU
Ruditapes philippinarum (Manila clam) is the source of this 3351-nucleotide messenger RNA. RefSeq names its product probable protein phosphatase 2C T23F11.1. The record is from RefSeq and is a predicted model, not a curated record. NCBI's taxonomy places the organism in Eukaryota, Metazoa, Mollusca, Bivalvia, Venerida, Veneridae. The coding region runs from base 254 to 1255 and encodes 333 amino acids. Gene Ontology annotation, molecular function: protein serine/threonine phosphatase activity; cation binding. The transcript has 11 exons. Gene Ontology annotation, biological process: protein dephosphorylation.